CGACUGUCGGGAGUAAGCAUUGUCACCUAGGAAGAUAACUCGCUCAUUCAUAAUAUUACACCAAUACAUCGAUUAACAUUUCAGGGCUGUGAGAAGUGCUCUGCGUCAUGCCCAAGAAAAAAUCAAGUGAACCUAGGAGCAGCCCUCCUAAAAAGAAACAAAAAUUAGAUCAACCAAGUAGUUCAAGGAGAUCAGGAAAGCCAUCUUCCUCAGGAAUAAAUAGGAAGUCACCAGUAAAGAAAAAUACAGUCAAAAAGGAGGCUGAAACAAUGAAAACUGUGGCUUCGGGCAGAACUACUUUUAAAAAGUUUGUUGGAGCUCAUGUUUCUAUUGCAGGUGGAUUGCACAAGGCUGUGGAAAAUGCUGUAGAUAUUGGAGCUGAAGCCAUUGGGAUGUUCCUGAAGUCCCAGAGGCAAUGGGCCAGUAAGCCACUAGAUGACAAGGCAGCAGAAAAAUUUAGAGAAGCCUGUGAGGAACACCAAUUCCCACCACACCUGAUUCUCCCCCAUGGCUCCUACCUGCUAAACUGUGGCUCUCCUAACCCAGAGACCCUCCAGAAGAGCAGAGAGUCCCUGAUAGAUGAGCUACGGCGGUGUGAGAAGCUGGGCUUGUCUCUGUAUAACUUCCACCCUGGGUCCACGUGUGGAGAGAUCAGCGUGGAGCAGUGUCUGGACCGGAUAGCCACUAGUAUUAACCAGGCACAUAGGAAGACCAAGUAUGUUAUCACAGUGAUUGAAAAUAUGUGUGGCCAGGGGAACACAAUUGGAGGCAGUUUUGAAGAGCUGCGUGGCAUCAUUGACAGAGUGGAGGACAAGGCGAGGGUUGGGGUGUGUCUGGACACCUGCCAUGCUUUUGCUGCAGGUUAUGAUCUGAACACAGCUCAGGGCUUUCACAGAAUGAUGGAAGAGUUUAAGAAAAUAAUUGGUUUCAAGUACCUGAAGGCUUUGCAUGUCAAUGAUUCUAAAGGUAAAUGUGGCUGCCACCUGGACCGACAUGAAAAUAUUGGUAAAGGCCAUAUUGGUCUGGAGGGCUUCAGGAGGUUCAUGAAUGAUCCAAAGUUGAACAACAUACCUUUUAUAUUGGAAACUCCAGAGUGUGACUAUGGCAAAGAGAUUGACAAGCUUUAUUCUCUUGUUAAGGGCAAAUAGCCGUUGUAUCACAAAGCAGUGAUAGACUGGGUUCCCAUAAAGCUAUUGUACUAGCAGGAUUGAUCUUACUCUGAGGGGAUUUUCACUAAAUUGCAUUUCAUUUAAGCACCUUAAAUGUCUGUCAUACCCACCAAAGCUGCAAGGGGAGUUAAUAACAUUCGUGCA
This is a messenger RNA of Lingula anatina, 1313 nucleotides long. RefSeq lists its product as uncharacterized. Lineage: Eukaryota; Metazoa; Brachiopoda; Lingulata; Lingulida; Lingulidae. Gene Ontology annotation, cellular component: mitochondrion; nucleus. Gene Ontology annotation, molecular function: zinc ion binding; DNA binding; DNA-(apurinic or apyrimidinic site) endonuclease activity. Gene Ontology annotation, biological process: base-excision repair. The record is from RefSeq and is a predicted model, not a curated record.